GCGGAUGCGGUCCUCGGAGGCUUCGGAGCAGCUGCCCACGAGUCGCUCGCCGCCUCGCGUCGUCCUUUAACGGCUCGCUGUCGAAGCUUUGAGCCGCUCCGCCUGCUCCCUGGGCGGGGAGGAGGAGGGGGGGUAGAGAGAUAUCGCGAGAGUUCCUUCUCGGCCGUGGCUUUGCAGCAGCAGACGGAGGGAGAGAAGGCAGGCAGCAUCAUGGCGGACAGAGAUAGUGGAAGUGAACAGGGAGGAGCGGCCACGGGCCCGGGCUUCGGCUCCGUGCACCUAGCGACGGGAGGAGCGGCGGGCUCGGCCUCCGGGCUCCAGCACGAGACGCAGGAGCUGGCGUCGAAGCGGGUCGACAUCCAGAACAAGCGCUUCUACUUGGACGUAAAGCAGAACGCCAAGGGCCGCUUCUUGAAGAUAGCCGAAGUCGGGGCCGGCGGAAACAAGAGCCGCCUSACUCUCUCCAUGUCCGUGGCGGUCGAGUUCCGAGACUACUUGGGGGACUUCAUCGAACACUACGCCCAGCUGGGUCCCAGCAACCCGGGCAUGGUCCAAGACGAGCCCAGGCGGGCGCUGAAGAGCGAGUUCCUCGUCCGAGAGAAUCGGAAAUACUACAUGGAUCUAAAGGAGAACCAGAGAGGACGGUUUCUACGGAUUCGGCAGACCGUAAACCGGGGGCCCGGUUUGGGAUCCACGCAAGGCCAGACGAUCGCACUGCCCGCCCAGGGACUCAUCGAGUUUCGCGACGCUUUGGCCAAACUUAUUGACGAUUACGGCGUGGAGGACGAGCCGGCGGAGCUGCCCGAAGGCUCGUCGUUGACUGUGGACAACAAGCGCUUCUUCUUCGACGUCGGCUCCAAUAAGUACGGCGUGUUUAUGAGGGUGAGCGAGGUGAAGCCGACGUACCGCAACUCCAURACGGUGCCCUACAAAGUCUGGUCCAAAUUCGGGAGCACGUUCUGUAAAUACGCCGACGAGAUGAAGAAGAUCCAGGAGAAGCAGCGCGAGAAGAGGGCGUGCGAACAAGAGGAGAUGCAGGCGGACGAUGGGGACGAGGAUUGAUAUAGAAGGAGCCGAGGAGGAGAAACAACACAAGAGUAAUGAAAAUAACAAAAGAAUUAUCAUUAAAACGCUACUGUAUAAAGAAAGAAAUCUAAAGAUUUAACUGUUAUGGUUUAACUCCAAGGGAGCAUCACUCAGUAUAAGAAACCACAACCUGACAGUCACUCAUCGCUGGAUGUUGCCCCAAAUAUCACCAUUAAUACAGUUAACAGGCUGCUAAACAAAGUAAUAACAUUAUAUUUGAACAUUGUUUCCUACUUGACAAACGAUAUUGAACGGAGUGUUUAUUUCCCUUAWUAACAGAGAACUUUUGUACCAGUUAAAGCUAUUAUAAAAAAAGAAAAAUGCAAUGUUUAAAUGGGAAUAUUGCAAAGUUUAAAAAAAAAGGUGAGCUAAUGACUUCAGCACAAAUCAG
Austrofundulus limnaeus is the source of this 1477-nucleotide messenger RNA. It is a transcript of the gene puraa, whose product is annotated as purine-rich element binding protein Aa. Gene Ontology annotation, biological process: regulation of transcription by RNA polymerase II. Gene Ontology annotation, molecular function: DNA-binding transcription factor activity, RNA polymerase II-specific; purine-rich negative regulatory element binding; RNA polymerase II transcription regulatory region sequence-specific DNA binding. Gene Ontology annotation, cellular component: nucleus. The transcript is spliced from 2 exons. Lineage: Eukaryota; Metazoa; Chordata; Actinopteri; Cyprinodontiformes; Rivulidae. Bases 211 to 1062 code for a protein of 283 amino acids. The record is from RefSeq and is a predicted model, not a curated record.